Messenger RNA from Eurytemora carolleeae, 3053 nucleotides. RefSeq names its product E3 ubiquitin-protein ligase MIB2. NCBI's taxonomy places the organism in Eukaryota, Metazoa, Arthropoda, Copepoda, Calanoida, Temoridae. Gene Ontology annotation, molecular function: ubiquitin-protein transferase activity; zinc ion binding; protein binding. The coding region runs from base 52 to 2805 and encodes 917 amino acids. The record is from RefSeq and is a predicted model, not a curated record. Gene Ontology annotation, biological process: protein ubiquitination. The transcript is spliced from 14 exons. Gene Ontology annotation, cellular component: cytoplasm.
UAACAAUGUUAUGAGUAAUUCUUGAAAGAUAAUGCAAGCGCCUAGAACACAAUGGCAGGACUAGAAUUAGGGGCAAGGGUAAUUCGAGGAUUGGACUGGCAAUGGGGGGACCAGGACGGCGGGGUAGGACAUGUUGGAACAAUUGUCCUACUUGGACACUCCGGACUUCCAGGCUGUCUUCCUGGAACUGUAAUGGUUCUUUGGGAUAACGGAGUUCUUCAAAACUACAGAGCAGGUUAUACAAACGCGUAUGAUUUACGUGUUCUUGAUAAUUCUCCGAGUGGAGUAUUCCAUGAUACUGUGAGGUGUGACGGGUGCGGUAGUUGCGGAAUAUUUGGAUUUAGAUGGAGCUGUAGACAAUGCAAUGACGUAGAUCUAUGCUCUAAAUGUUAUCACACUAAGUUCCACGAUGUAAACCAUGAAUUUGUCCGUAAACUACAUCCUCGAGAUCAUGGAGUUCGAGUUCCCUGCAGGCUUUCCUCAACACAAACUGAAGUAUUUGGAACAUUUCGAGGAGCUGUAGUUGUUCGAGGGAGGGACUGGGAGUGGAGGGAUCAGGACGGAGGAGUAGGAACACAAGGUUGGGUUAAGGAGAUCACGAACUGGAACGAUCAGACUGGAAAUAGUGUGGCGUGUGUGAUCUGGCCAGGUAGUAAGGAGAACCUGUACAGGUUGGGACACAAGAACAAGGUUGAUUUAAAGUGUGUUUCUCCAGCUAGUGGAGGUAAGGUUUAUGCGUCUCAUCUACCUAUUCUAGGGAAACCUGUAGACUCUAGUAGAGUAUUCCUGAUCGGGCAAACUGUCGAGGUUUCGGUCCAGAACAUUGAAACCUUGAAAACCAUGCAAAUUGGACAUGGAGAAUUCCGAGAGGAGAUGGCUCGGAUCAUCGGGAAGAGAGGGAAGGUGCACAGGAUUACGGAGAAAGGAGACGUACGGGUUCAGUUUUCGGGAGAACCUGCCAAAGAUCAUAGAUGGACGUUGAAUCCUUUGGCUUUAAAAGUGAUCCAAGGGUUUAGUUUGGGAGACAAGGUUACAAUUACUAAUGAUAAGUCUCUGAUUGAGAAAUAUCAUCAGAACCAUGCUGCUUUAGACGGGUUCUCAGGGUGCACUGGAACAAUAACUCAUGUUCACUCCGACACUAGCCUUGUUGUAGAUUUCGGAGCAGGGAAGGUUGGAGCAGUUCACUCCGCUAUCCUGGUUCAACCUAAACAGCAGGAUGAAUGCUUUAACAUCAACACCAGCUUUAUCCGUAGCUCCGGAGCCGGGAACUUGAACGAGGUUGACCGAAUUCUUCUUGGUUCUUCUGCGCCAGAUUCACAGUUUGUCAUACUUCCGGACAAUGAAGCAAUUCUGACAGGUUUACAUAAGGCCGCUGGGAAGGGUUAUCUCAGUAUUGUAUCUUCUAUACUAAAAUUCCGUCCCGUCCUAGUCAAUCAGAAGUUACAGGAUAAAACUGUUCUCAUGGUCGCAGCUUAUGAAGGUCACGUGAAUGUGAUUGAUUGGUUGGUAUUGAAUGGUGGAGAUGCAGGUAUAUCAGAUACUGCUGGAGAUAUUCCUCUUCAUUAUGCAGCAAUAGCAGCCAAACCUCUAGCUAUACUUACACUUGUUGAUAAAGGGGUUCCCCCUAACUCCCAAAACCUGGAGAAGAGAACCGCACUCCAUCUCUCGGUGAUAAACAGAAAUAUAGAAACCGUCAGAGCUCUACUUAAAGUGGGAGCUUCAGUCAACAUUCAAGAUAGGAACGGGGAAACACCGUUACAUAUAAGCAUCAACUCAGGUUGUGAGGAUAUCUCCGAGGUGUUGGUUGGGCAGGCUGAUCUUCUCCUGUGUGAUCGACGAGGUUGGAACCCUCUCCAUACUGCAGUUCACCUGGGGAACGCAGGGUUGGUUCGGAUGCUUCUCCGGGAAGACCGUAGAGUAGUGAAUAUAGUUACAACUGAUGGUCUUGCUCCCCUACAUAUAGCUGCAAGAGGAAAUAUUGGUGUUGUAAAAAGUUUGCUGGAUAUACCAGAGUGUGAUGUAAAUAUCCAGGAUGGUCGUGGAAGAUCUAUUCUCCAUUAUGUUGCCCUUAAUUCAAACCUUCCUCUUCUUACUAUUCUUUUACAACACAGAGUUCAAGUUGACCUGCAAGACUUGGACGGGAACACAUCUGCUCACCUGGCCGUCUCGGGUACAGCUGAGCCUGUUGAAAACCCCUACUCAAAUGAGCUCUCGGAUAUAUUUGAACCGGCACAUUUAGACAGACUCUCAUACCUGGAACUUAGUCCUGGACAGAUUUUAAAGGUCGGAGUACUCUUGACGAUUCUUAAGCACGGAGAUAGAGAUGUUCGAAACAAGUGCGGAGAAACUCCGACAGAUCUUAUAGAGAACCCAGAGCUGAGACGAUUCAUCGAUGAAUAUCUUGUCCGUCCCGAACCUACAGGAGCCGAGCACGACUACGCUGAGAUCGUUGAUAAUACUCCUCGUCCUAUCGGAGAAGUUGAACCCGCCAGUUUUGUAGAAGAAUGCAGGGUUUGCUCUGAACCAAACAGUCUCAUCACAUUCCAUCCUUGUCAGCACAGGAUAGUCUGCCAGGAUUGCUCUCUCAGAAAUUCGCAAAGUGAGGGAAAGGAGGCCCGACGUCUCCGUUCCCUGGAGCAGAAGGUUGAGGAACUGGAGGAACAGUUCCUGUGCGGGAUCUGCAUGGAACGACGGAGGAAUGUUGCGUUCCUGUGCGGACAUGGAGCAUGCACACUUUGUACUCAGGGAUUGGUGAACUGUCACAUGUGCAGAACAAAAAUAGAACGAAAGAUUCCGCUUUAUUGAUUCAUUGAUUCAUUGAUUCAUUGAUUCACUGAUUUUAGAAUCAUUCCGAAGUAUAUCCAUCCAGCAUGGCAUUGAUUUUUGAGAGUACUAUUCCAGUUUUCAACAAAUAAUUAUGAAUAUAUUCAAACAUCCACGAAAAGUACUAUUAACAUUGAUUUUGCUUUCUUACAUUUAUAUAAUUUAGUCAUAAACCAAGUUGUAAUUGUUAUCUGAUUCGUAUUAGCUGUAAAUAAAAAAAUAUUUCAAUA